AAUCUAAAACGAAAGGCGCAUUAUCGGUUAACAGAGAUCUCCACUCUCUCUCUCUCUCUCUCUCUCUCUUAAUUGUUCCAUGGCAGAUCUCUGAUUUGCUGAUACUAAAGAUAUUUACGCAAUCUCCGGUUCGUGAGCAAAACGAGGGGAUUGAGUUAAACUGAGUUGAACUGAGUUGAAGAAAUGGCGGGGGCCGCGGCGGGUGGAUUCGUGACGCGAGCAUUUGAGUCGAUGCUCAAGGAGUGUACUCUCAGGAAGUACACUGCUCUGCAGGCCGCCAUUCAGGCUUAUAUAGACAACGGGAAGGAGUCUGGUCAGCAAUCGAACACUGGUGAGAGUAAUGAAGCUCAACCAGCAACUUCUAAGAAAAGUUCUUCUGAGCCUGAUAGCGGGGCUGAAGAAGCUGAGAUGGGAACUGAUAAUUCAAAUAGAAAUCCAUCUUCUGUUGAGGAGAUAGAACCUGUUGAAAGAACUACAAGCAGCAGUGUAUCGAUCAGGAUGGUCUUGGCAAAUGCAGGGCAUACUUUAUCUGGAGCUGAAGCUGAGCUUGUUCUGAAUCCACUUAGGCUUGCUUUUGAAACCAAAAACACUAAAGUUGUGGAGCUUGCAUUGGAUUGCCUUCAUAAACUCAUUGAAUACAACCACCUAGAAGGUGAUCCUGGUCUUGAUGGUGGAAAAGAUGCACAGUUAUUUACAGACAUUUUCAACAUGGUCUGCAGGACUGUAGAUAAUUCAUCACCUGACAGUACUACUCUUCAAGUAUUGAAAGUGCUUCUAACUGCCGUAGCAUCAACAAAGUUGCGAGUCCAUGGCGAACUGUUGUUGGCAGUCAUCAAAAUUUGCUAUAAUAUUGCUCUUCAUAGCAAGAGUCCUAUAAACCAAGCAACAUCAAAAGCCAUGCUAACCCAGAUGCUCAGUAUAAUUUUUCGACGGAUGGAAGCAGAUGUGGUGUCUUCCAAUGAGAUUGCAGUAGCUAACUCUGAGGAUGGGUUAAAAACUGUGGUUGAAGAAGUGUCAUCCAGUGAUCAUAAUGAGCCAACUAUUACUUUGGGUGAAACACUAUCAAUGAAACAGAUAAAUAGUACACCUGUUGCUUCUGUUCAAGAAAUGCAGAAUCUUGCAGAUGACACUGAUAUAAAGGGUUUAGAGGCUGUUCUCGAGAAAGCUGUGAACCUUGAAGAUGGUGGUAAGGCUACAAGAGGGAUGGUCCAAGAGAACAUGAGUGUUGGACAGCGUGAUGCUUUACUUCUUUUCCGUACACUUUGUAAGAUGGGUAUGAGGGAGGAUAAUGAUGAAGUUACUAGCAAAACACGCAUUCUAUCUUUGGAGCUUCUGCAGGGGUUACUGGAAGGCGUUAGUUACUCAUUCUCAAGAAAUUUUCAAUUUAUUGACUCGAUCAGAGCUCACCUUUCAUAUGCAUUGUUGCGGGCAUCAGUUUCACAAUCACCUGUAAUAUUUCAGUAUGCAACAGGAAUUUUUGCUGUUCUUUUGUUGCAGUUUAGAGAAAGUCUCAAGGCUGAAAUUGGAGUUUUCUUUCCUGUGAUUAUUCUGCGAUCCUUGGAUGGUUCAGAUCUUAACCAGAAAUUUACUGUUCUUAGGAUGUUGGAGAAAGUAUGCAAGGAUUCUCAGAUGCUUGUCGACCUUUACGUGAAUUAUGAUUGUGAUCUUGAAGCACCAAAUUUAUUUGAAAGAACAAUUGCUACCUUAUCCAAAAUUGCUCAAGGUACUCAAAAUGUCGAUCCAAAGGCUCCCACCACUUCCCAGAUAGGAUCAAUAAAAACAUCUUCUCUACAGGGUCUUGUGAAUGUUCUUAAAUCAUUGGUGAUCUGGGAAAAGUCUCACAGAGAGUCACACAAGCAGAAUAAGGGCAAGGAGUUAUUUGAGGAAGAAGUUUCAUCUAGAGGAAAUGAUGAAUCAAAAACUAGGGAAGAUCCAUCAAGCAACUUUGAGAAGCUGAAGGCUCAUAAAUCCACCAUUGAAGCUGUGGUCUCUGAGUUCAAUCGCCAUCCAGGUAAGGGAAUACAACAUUUAAUAUCCAGUGGACUGGUGGAAAAAACUCCAGUUGCAGUUGCCCAGUUUCUGCGAAAUACUCCUAAUUUGGACAAGGCCAUGCUUGGGGAUUACUUAGGUCAGCACGAGGAGUUUCCACUUGCUGUUAUGCAUGCAUAUGUGGAUUUCAUGAACUUCGCUGGUAUGAAGUUUGAUGUUGCAAUUCGUGAGUUCCUUAAAGGAUUUCGACUUCCAGGGGAAGCUCAGAAAAUCGACCGCAUAAUGGAAAAAUUUGCUGAGCGCUACUGUGCAGGCAAUCCUGAUUUAUUCAAGAAUGCAGACACAGCUUAUGUCCUUGCUUAUGCCGUUAUAAUGCUGAAUACCGAUGCUCAUAACCCGAUGGUGUGGCCAAAAAUGUCCAAAACUGAUUUUGUACGCAUGAACGCCAUGAAUAAUGCUGAGGAAUCUGCUUCUCCAGAACUCUUGGAAGAGUUAUAUGAUUCCAUUGUUAAGGAAGAAAUAAAAAUGAAAGAUGAUUCUGCUGGAGUUUUGAAAAAUAGUAAGCAAAAGCUGGAAGUUGAAGACAGAGGUCUCAUCAAUAUUCUCAAUCUGGCCAUACCCAAAAUAAGCUCUUCAACCGGCUCCAAACCUGAGAAUGAUGCAGUUUUAAAGCAGAUUCAGGUUAUAAUAAAGGAUCAUGGAGGAAAAAGGGGUGUCUUUUACACUUCACAAAGAAUUGAACUUGUGCGACUCAUGGUUGAGGCUGUGGGAUGGCCAUUACUUGCUACUUUUGCUGUUACCAUGGGUGAGAUAGAUAACAAACCUAGGGUUAGCCUUUGUAUGGAAGGAUUUAAGGAAGGUAUACAUAUUACACAUGUUCUUGGAAUGGACACCAUGCGCUAUGCCUUUUUGACAUCUUUGAUUAGGUAUAAUUUCUUGCAUGCACCAAGAGAUAUGCGUGGUAAAAAUGUAGAAGCCCUCCGCACUCUACUUGCUUUAUGUGAUACCGAGAUCUAUGCCUUCCAAGACUCUUGGUUUGCCAUUCUAGAAUGCAUUUCCCGGCUUGAGUAUGCAGUAUCAUGGCCUGCUAUGACUGCAACUAUUAUGCAAGGAUCAAACCAGAUCUCCAGGGAUGCUAUUAUUCAAUCUCUGAGAGAGCUAUCUGGAAAACCAACUGAGCAAGUGUUCGUUAAUAGCGUCAAAUUGCCCAGUGAGACAGUAGUGGAGUUUUUUACUGCCUUGUGUAGUGUAUCUGCAGAAGAAUUGAAACAGAUUCCAGCUCGCGUUUUUAGCUUGCAAAAGGUUGUUGAAAUAAGCUAUUACAAUAUGGCUCGUAUACGCAUGGUUUGGGCUAGAAUAUGGUCUGUCUUGUCCCAUCAUUUUAUAUUUGCUGGGAGCCAUCCUGAUGAAAAAGUUGCCAUGUACGCCAUUGAUUCUCUUCGGCAACUUGCCAUGAAAUAUUUGGAGCGAGCAGAACUUGCAAACUUCACUUUCCAGAAUGAUAUUUUAAAGCCAUUUGUUGUUCUCAUUCGAAGCAGCAGGAGUGAUUCUAUACGAAGGCUUAUAGUUGAUUGCAUUGUUCAAAUGAUAAAAUCUAAAGUGGGAAGCAUAAAAUCCGGCUGGCGGAGUGUUUUCAUGAUUUUCACUGCCGCUGCGGAUGAUGACUUGGAACCCAUAGUUGAAAGUGCAUUCGAGAAUGUGGAGCAAGUUGUACUGGAACAUUUCGAUCAGGUUGUUGGGGAUUGCUUUAUGGAUUGUGUCAACUGCCUGAUUGGAUUUGCCAAUAAUAAGACUUCCCAUCGUAUAAGUUUGAAGGCCAUUGCUCUGCUCCGCAUUUGUGAGGAUCGCCUUGCAGAGGGCCUUAUACCAGGUGGUGCUCUGAAACCUAUUGACGUAACUGCAGAUGAAACUUGUGAUGUUACUGAGCAUUACUGGUUCCCUAUGCUGGCUGGUCUCUCUGAUCUGACUUCGGAUCCAAGAGCAGAGGUCAGAAAUUGUGCGCUAGAGGUUUUAUUUGAUUUGCUCAAUGAAAGAGGCAGCAAAUUUUCAUCUUCGUUUUGGGAGAAUAUAUUCCAUCGGGUAUUGUUUCCCAUCUUUGAUAAUGUGAGACAUACUGGAAAAGAGAGCACUAUGUCAUCUGGGGAUGAAUGGAUUCGUGAGAGCAGCGUUCAUUCACUACAGUUGUUAUGCAACCUUUUCAACACCUUCUACAAGGAUGUCUGUUUUAUGCUGCCUCCACUGCUGAGCUUACUGUUGGAUUGUGCCAAGAAAACAGACCAAUCAGUAGUCUCAAUAUCUCUGGGUGCAUUAGUGCAUCUUAUUGAAGUUGGAGGUCAUCAGUUCAGUGAUCAUGACUGGGAUACUUUGUUAAAAAGUAUAAGGGAUGCUUCAUACACUACUCAACCCCUUGAGCUUCUCAAUAAUUUGGGUUUUGAGAAUACCAAGCAUCAUAACGUAUUGAUAAGAGACUUGGACAGCCCUUCACGAGUACCCGGUGGUAGUUAUUUAUCUAACCAUCAUGAAGCUGUCUAUGAAAAUGGGAGUAUAAUGGGAAGAGAUGCCAGUGUUAAUGGAAUUCCAGUGGAACCCAAUCAAGAAAUAGUGCGACCGAUGGAUAUGGAAGGAUCUGAAGGCACACCAUCACCAUCUGGCCGGACUAGACCUACUGAUGGUGGAGGCCUUCAAAGGAAUCAAACACUAGGGCAGAAGAUCAUGGGAAAUAUGAUGGAUAACCUGUUUAUGAGAAGUUUUACCUCAAAAAUGAAGAACCAUACACCUGAUGUAUCACAACCAUCUUCUCCAUCCAAGCUUCCUGAUUCUAUUAUGGAGUCUGAUUCCAGAGAUGACGAAGAAAGUCCUAUCUUGGGAAAAAUUAGGAGUAAAUGCGUCACGCAGUUGUUACUGUUGGGUGCAAUUGAUAGUAUUCAGAAAAAGUUCUGGAACAAGUUGAAUAUGCAGCAUAAGAUCGCCAUUAUGGAGAUUUUGUUCUCUAUCCUCGAUUUUGCUGCCUCGUACAAUUCUUUUAGUAAUCUCAGAUUGCGAAUGCACCAAAUUCCUGCAGAAAGACUGCCACUGAAUCUUCUCCGUCAAGAGUUGGCUGGAACAUGUAUCUAUUUGGAUAUCCUACAAAAGACCACGUCUACAGUUGAUAUGCAGAAAGAGGAAGCUACAAAAGAAGAUAAAAUUGAAGGAAUUGCUGAAGGAAAGCUUGUAUCUUUUUGUGAGCAGGUGCUGAGAGAGGCAUCUGAAUUUCAGUCUAGCAUGGAGGAGACAUCUAACAUGGAUGUUCAUAGAGUUCUAGAACUUCGUUCUCCAAUUAUUAUCAAGGUGCUAAAAGGCAUGUGUGAAAUGAAUGCCCGGGUUUUCAGAAGUCACCUGAGGGACUUCUAUCCUUUGAUUACGAAACUCGUCUGCUGUGACCAGAUGGAAGUUCGUGGUGCCAUCACCGAUCUUUUCAAGAUGCAACUGAGGACGCUGCUACCAACCAGCUGAAAGAGUGAUAUCCUGUUUCUAGCAUUCAUGCAACGAGCCCCUUCAUCAUAUGUAAGUUCGUGGUGCCUUCCAAUCCUUUCCUAGGUAUGCUGUUGAGUCGCUGUUAACAUAGGAUUUCUUGUUGUAGAUAAGAUCGGAGAGUUGUCUCCUCUCUGAUGGAUUUUACUUUGCGGCUAUUUUGCUUCCAUAUUUCGGCUUUUUAUUGGCUCUGCACUAUAUAUAGGUUAGGAAGAAAUUGGAGUUAGAUGCACAUUAUCGUGUCAUUUUUUUGAAUGUUUUAGCUAUUUUGACUAUCUUUUUUGUAAAAUUUUGUAGAAUGAUGAAUAUAGCACUCGACUCUACACAUUUGGAGGCUGAUUUCUUUUACAAACAUUCAUCUUGAUGUUGUCCACUGUAAUGCUUUAAUGAUUAAGCUACAAACGUUUUAUAGGAGAUACAGACAGAUUGGCUAGUGA
Molecule: messenger RNA, 5936 nt
Organism: Salvia miltiorrhiza (redroot sage)
Lineage: Eukaryota; Viridiplantae; Streptophyta; Magnoliopsida; Lamiales; Lamiaceae
Product: brefeldin A-inhibited guanine nucleotide-exchange protein 5-like
Exons: 34
Coding region: 184-5481 (1765 amino acids)
Biological process (GO): regulation of ARF protein signal transduction
Cellular component (GO): trans-Golgi network
Molecular function (GO): guanyl-nucleotide exchange factor activity
Source: RefSeq, a predicted model, not a curated record